AUGGUUAGGGAUUCCGAAGGAAAAACUGUUCUAGACUUUGUUUCCACCAUAGACUCGGUGGAUAAGGUAGAUAAUCUCAGAUCCAAGUAUAACUUCCCCUCCGCCUUAGAGUCGAGAGCUCCGUUAGGAAACGAGAGGGCCAACUCUCCUCCAAGGGGAAGAAUUACUGUGUAUGAUCGAUUUAUGCAUCUAGGGCUUAGAUUUCCCCUUUACCCCCUGUUUGAGGAGAUUGUUCAACAUUAUAGGACUCCUCUCGCUCGUUUUACCCCAAAUUUAAUUAUAUUUGUACUGGGGUUUGCGAGAGUGUGCCAAUAUGUAAAGGUGGUACCUCGAUUGAUAUUAUGGAGGUACUUUUUCCAAGUAGUUGUGGCCUCGACUUCUUUCCAAGAUUGGUAUAUAGUUAAAAGACGCCUUAGAGCCGGCGUGAAGAAGAUGGUCGAGGCGUACGGCGGUUCUCCGGAAUGGAAACCGGAUUUUGUGUUUGUAAAGGCGCCUGCAAGUUAUUGUCUGCCAUGGAAUCUCUGUGAGACACAGGGCCUUGGGGCCAUAAAAGAUGAAUGGACCCAAGAGGAUGAAGAGUGUGUGGAGGAGUUCCAGGCAGAUGUUGGGAAAAUUCGGAAGUACUCGAACGUCGUUAAGUGGAACGACGUCCAAUACUAUGUGCCCCCUGCAUAUGUGAAGGAAGGUGAUAAGGUCAUGUCGUUGAGCAAUGCUGGGUCUCGAUUGUUUGGUGACGAAGAUCCUUUUGUCAUUGUGAAUUCAGAUGAGGACGUUACUGUUACUGCCGCCCCUCAGAAGAAGAAGAAAGGGAUCGUGAAGGUGGGUGAUAGGGCAAAGUUCAAAAAGGCCAAGACGGAUGUGCCCCCGAAGGAAACUGCCCAACCAAGCGUCGAGACGGUGCCCGUUGCCACUGAGUCUGUGCAGAAAACUGUGCCGGAGACAGGGCCAAGCGUAGUUCCUCCCGGGGUAGGGAAAGGAAAGGGCCCUCUCGAGGGAGAGGCCAUAGUCUUGCCCCCCCAACUGUUCGAGGGAGGCCCGACUGUGGCAGUUCAUACCUUCAGCAACCCGCCUUCAAUCGAGUGUCCUACUCUCGAGGAAUUUGCUGCCCAAUUGAAUGAAACUGACAGCUUGCGGCUGAUGAGUGCAGCCUCGAUGGCCUACUUAGUGCAGCUGAGGAAACUUCGAGAGGACCUAGAAGCAGCAAGGGCAGAAAGGGACGAGGCAUUGUUCGAGGUGGUUGCCCUCGAGGAGAAGGCUCGCCAAGUUCAGGCCAAGGAAGCAGAGAUUGUCGAGGUGCAGGCCAAAUACAACGAGCUCGACGAGAAGAUGAAGUCGUUUACCGGCCUGCAUAUCUCCAAGGAGGAGCUCCACCAGUGGUGUACCGCCAUUAUGUAUAGAAUGAUGUCCACAGGCGGAAUGGCGGCAGCUCUCAAGCAGGUGAACUUGGUUGCCACCAAGUGUGGUGCGCACAGAGUGGGCGUGGCAGGGCUGAGGAGGCUCGACCAGGAUAUGCCAAUUAAGGCCAAAUGGUUUAAGCAACUCUUGAUGAAGGACCCGAAGAAAACCAUGCACGAGGCCAUGGCGAAGGUCUUGACGAGGUUGAGCCUUGAGCAGCUCCCUCUGUGGGGAGCUUUGACCGGUGUCGUGCCCAAGAUGAGUUCCCCUGUGGAGAUUGCCUCAUUUCCAGGCGACGUCCCUGCUGUCCUGGCCAAGGGUCUGAGUGAGACAGACCCCAUUCCCGAGGUUCCUGACGAGUAUAUGGGCAUCGAGCUCGAGGAUGCUGAUGAGGAAACCGAGGAGGAUGUUGCUGAUAUCGGUCACUCCGGAAUUCAGAGAACCACUGAGGAUGCCUCUCAGACCCUUUCCAAGGACUCUUCCAAUGAUCCUUCCAAUGAUCCUCUCCUAGGCAGUGAUGCUGAAAGUUGGACCAUUCACCGCGUGCACCACAUGGUGUUAUCAGAGGAGCAAUCGAGGGAGUUUCCAUUAUAUUCCAUGAUAAGCAGGAUUCUGAGAAGUCGUACUGACAUGCACAGCCUCGAGACAGUGGCACAUUUGGAGAAUGACCUGCUCGAUGCCAUGAGGACGCACAACGUGAAGGUUAACCAGCAUCUGAUAAACGAGAUCAAAGGACUCCGUAAGGAGAUGCAGCAUCGAGAGGUUCAAAGCCUAAGAGACCACAGCGAUUCUUUGACUUUCGAGGCCGAGAUUCAUGACGAGCUGGUGACCAUGGAGAAGGAAAAUGCUUGA
Oldenlandia corymbosa var. corymbosa is the source of this 2247-nucleotide messenger RNA. NCBI's taxonomy places the organism in Eukaryota, Viridiplantae, Streptophyta, Magnoliopsida, Gentianales, Rubiaceae. The record is from the annotation of a GenBank genome assembly.